CAUAGAUUUUGGAAAAACAUGUUUUUGAAUAAUGGAAAGACAUUUGGUAACCCACAAACAUCCAUUAGAUCUAGCUAGUUUUACUAAAAUGCUCCGUUCUUCGUCUUCCAUUUCUAAUUUCAUCUCCUAUGAACAUCAUUUCCCUGCAGCUAAGCUCAUUUUGUAAUUUUCGCACAUAAAACUACCGACCGGAGAGAGAAAAAGUGGAGGUCCACUUCGUCGCACAUUUUUGCAUCUCUCGCGCUCAUUUCUUCUCGCUCCCCCUUUCAGUCUCCUUUUUUCUCUCUAAUAUUCCUAUCGUUUUCUCUUCGAUCAUCUGCAACAUCUGAUUCACAUUGCCGGAUCAUUCACAACGGUGACCUUUUUUUCCUCGCAAAUUCUUCGAUUCGCCUAUAAUUAGGUGGUAAUUAUCAUUGCUAGUAUGAGAGGUUGCUAGGUCUAAAGAAAGUGGUAUAAUGGAAAAAGAUGAUGUCGACCUUGUAGAUAUUUCUGUGGAUGAUUUAGAUUUAGAUGGAGGAGGAGGUGCUUUGAUCGGAGAAGAAGAGGUACCAUCACCAGUUCUGCAUCCUGAUGAAAUUGUUGCUGGGGAGGAUUACAGGGGUGAUACGUCUGGCAGUUUGGUGACAGAUAAUGUUGAAGAUGAAGGGUUUGAGCAGGUAUCUUUAAAUGAUCAAGAGAAUAGUGGCGGUGGACUUCAUCAUCGUGAUGGCUCAGGUGCAUCAAUGGCUUCUGAUAGUGCAGUAAGUCCAUCUGGUCGAGCGGAGAAAACCGAGGACUUGUCACAUGGAAGACUUGUAGAUGGUGUAGAGUCGAGGCAUAAAACUAAUAGUUCCAGUUUUGGUCAUAUGCGAAAUCAUAUUGAUGAUAAGGUUUUGUCUACUGAGCCGCCUCAGAAAACAAGGCCGAAAGGUGCAAUAUCUAGUGUGUCCCCAGAGCUUUUACAUCUAAUUGACUCUGCUAUUAUGGGAAAGCCAGAAAGCUUAGACAAACUUAAGAAGAUUGUGACGGGUGCUGAGGCCUUUGGUGAUGAGUAUGAUGAUGCCUUAUCCUUUUUAGUGAUUGAUUCUCUUCUGGCCACAAUGGGGGGCGUUGAAAGUUUUGAGGAAGAUCAAGGUAAUAAUCCUCCUAGUGUUAUGCUGAAUUCUAGGGCUGCAAUUGUUGCAGGUGAGUUGAUACCUUGGCUACCUUGUGCUGGUGAUAGUAUGGGUGUAAUGUCCCCUAGGACACGAAUGGUUAGAGGAUUGUUAGCUAUUUUACGGUCAUGCACAAGAAAUAGAGCAAUGUGCUCAACUGCUGGUUUAUUAGGUGUUCUCAUUAGAUCUGCUGAAAAAGUUUUUGAACCAAGUGGUAACUCUAUGCAGCAGAUGGAUUGGGAUGGCAGUGCUCUAUGCUAUUGUAUCCAGUAUUUGUCUGGGCAUUCUUUAAGUGUGGUUGAUUUGCGUAGGUGGCUUGAGGUUAUCUCAAAGACACUUACCACUGCAUGGGCUCCGCGUUUAAUGCAUGCACUGGAGAAGGCAGUUGGUGGAAAGGAAUCAAGAGGUCCAGCUAGCACAUUUGAAUUUGAUGGUGAGAGCUCUGGUUUGUUGGGUCCUGGGGAAAGUCGUUGGCCUUUUGGCAGUGGGUAUGCAUUUGCAACAUGGAUAUAUGUAGAGUCGUUUGCAGACACUAUAAAUACUGCAACUGCCGCUGCCGCUAUUGCAGCAGCUGCUGCUGCCACAGCUGGAAAAUCAUCACCAAUGUCUGCUGCUGCUGCUGCAAGUGCACUUGCUGGUGAAGGCACAGCACACAUGCCACGACUAUUUAGUUUCUUGUCUGCUGAUAAUCAGGGUUUGGAGGCAUAUUUUCAUGCACAUUUUUUGGUGGUUGAAUGUGGUACUGGUAAGGGAAAGAAGGCUUCUUUGCAUUUUACUCAUGCAUUUAAGCCACAAUGUUGGUAUUUCAUUGGCUUAGAGCAUACUUGCAAACAAAGUUUACUUGGCAAGGCAGAGAGUGAGCUGAGGUUGUACAUUGAUGGGUCUUUGCAUGAGACUCGUCCUUUUGACUUUCCUCGCAUCUCGAAGCCGCUAGCAUUUUGUUGCAUAGGGACAAAUCCUCCGCCUACGAUGGCAGGUUUACAACGACGUCGUCGUCAAUGCCCCCUUUUUGCUGAAAUGGGACCUGUAUAUAUAUUUAAGGAACCGAUUGGCCCGGAUAAGAUGGCACGUUUGGCUUCUAGAGGAGGUGAUGUGCUACCGUCUUUUGGAAGUGCGGUUGGACAAACUUGGUUGUCAAUGAGCGACCAUGUACAAAAAAUGGCGGAAGAAAAUUUGCGUCUUGAUGCGGACUUGGCUGGCUCCCUGCACCUUCUUUAUCACCCGAGGUUGCUCAAUGGGCGAUUUUGUCCAGAUGCUUCACCAAGUGGUGCUGCAGGCGCGCUUCGCAGACCGGCUGAAGUGCUUGGGCAAGUACAUGUUGCUUUGAGGGUACGGCCAGUUGAUUCAUUAUGGGCGUUGGCUUAUGGUGGUCCAAUCUCAUUGCUUCCGUUGACUGUUACCAAUGUGAACAAUGAUAGAUUGGAACCAAAACCAGGGAAUCUUACUUUAUCUUUGGCCACAGCUGCUUUAGCUGCUCCAAUUUUUAGAAUCAUUGCCAUGGCUAUGCGACACCCUGGAAACAAUGAAGAAAUAUGUCGUGCUAGAGGGCCGGAGGUGUUGUCUAUGAUCUUGCAUUUUCUUCUACAAUCGUUGUCUUCAGCUGAUGCAAAACAUCAUGAUGGUGUAGCAGAUGAGGAACUUGUUGCGGCUGUCGUUUCCCUGUGCCAAGCUCAGAAACAUAACCAUGCUCUCAAAGUGCAGCUAUUUAGUACUCUUUUAUUAGAUCUGAGGAUUUGGAGCUUGUGCAACUAUGGUCUGCAAAAGAAACUUCUGUCAUCUUUGGCCGAUAUGGUUUUCACUGAAUCGUCUGUCAUGCGUGAUGCAAAUGCUAUUCAAAUGCUUCUUGAUGCAUGCAGAAAAUGCUACUGGACUAUUCGAGAAAAGGACUCAGUCAAUACUUUUUCUCUAAAUGAGGAAACCCGUCCGAUUGGUGAAGUGAAUGCCUUGAUCGAUGAACUUCUAGUUGUAAUUGAGCUUCUUAUGGUGGCAGCACCACCUUCACUUGCUGUAGAUGACAUGCGUUGUCUGCUCUGUUUUCUGGUGGACUGUUCACAGCCAAAUCAGGUUGCUAGAGUUUUGCACCUAAUCUAUAGGUUGGUUGUGCAACCGAAGACAUCACGAGCUCAGACUUUUGCUGAAGCCUUUUUAUCAUGUGGUGGGAUAGAAACACUGCUUGUUCUUUUGCAGCGUGAAGCAAAGGCUGGUGAUUUAGAUUUUUUUGACUCUCCCGAAAAUGAUGACCAGGACACGUCGUUACAUGGUUCUGAAGUGGAUCAGGAGGAUGGAGUAUUAGAAAGUAGUGAUGGUAGAAAUGUUGUGUCACUUGAAGAGAAGAAGCUUCGUUCUCAUAUUGAAAAGGGAGCAGAAUCUAUUAGCGGUAAAAACCGGGUAGACCUUGAAAUAUUGGAAAUUCUUAGUGAUUAUGGUGAUCUCUCUUCAGGGAUGUCUAUGGAGAGAAUGAUAUCAGUUCAAGAGAGUUUUUUUGCUAAAAAUGUUGGUGGAAUUAACUUGUCAAUUAGUGCUGAUAAUGCAAGGAAUAAUGCAUACAAUUUUGAUAAAAUUGAUGGCAUUGUGGUUGGUGUCAUUAAAUUGCUGGGCAUUCUAGUUGCGUCAGGACAUGUAAAAUUUAACUCCAAUAAUUCGUUGCCUGUUGUCACAAGUAGUGCUGGAUUACCAGAUACAGGUGGCUCGAUGUUUGAUGAUAAAGUUUCUCUCUUACUUUUUGCUUUGCAUAAGGCAUUUCAGGCGGCACCAAGAAGGCUGAUGACUACAAAUGUGUACACAGCUUUAUUGGCAGCCUCAAUUAAUGCUACAUCAACUGAAGAUGGUUUGAAUUUGUAUGAUUCUGGACAUCGAUUUGAACAUCUACAGCUUUUGCUGGUCCUUUUAAGGUCACUUCCCUUUGCACCUACAGCAUUGCAAAGUCGAGUGCUGCAGGAUCUCCUGUUUUUAGCUUGCAGCCAUCCAGAUAACCGUAGCUGCCUGACUCAAAUGGAGGAAUGGCCUGAAUGGCUUUUGGAGGUUCUGAUUUCAAAUUUUGAGAGAGCUCCAGAUAAGAACUUGAAUUCUUCAAGCAUAGGGGAUGUAGAAGAUCUUAUACACAAUUUUUUGAUCAUUAUGUUAGAGCAUUCAAUGCGUCAAAAGGAUGGAUGGAAGGAUAUUGAAUCAACAAUUCAUUGUGCAGAGUGGCUCUCUAUGGUGGGUGGAUCUAGUUCUGGAGAUCAUCGUAUGAGACGCGAGGAAUCAUUACCUAUUUUCAAAAGAAGACUUCUGGGUAGUUUGCUGGAUUUCUCUGCUAGGGAACUUCAGGUUCAGACUGAAGUCAUUGCAGCGGCUGCAGCUGGUGUUGCUGCCGAGUGUUCCUCACCAAUAAAUGCCAGGGCAGAAGCUGAAAAUGCUGCUCAGCUUUCCGUGGCAUUGGUUGAGAAUGCUAUUGUUAUUCUGAUGCUAGUUGAGGAUCAUUUACGCUUACAGAGCAAACUAUUUUGCGCUCGUACUGCUAAUUGCACGGCGUCAUCACUUUCAUCGGCUAGUCGCUCAAUAUCAUCAGACUCGAGUUCUGGAGAGCCAAAAGAUGUUUUAAGUGACCGUAAAGCAUGGUCUGGAAACACUGGAGGACUCCCCCUUGAUCUUCUCACGUCAAUGGCUGAUGAAAAUGGGCAAAUUUCUGCGGCGGUUAUGGAAAGAUUAACUGCUGCAGCUGCAGCUGAACCUUAUGAAUCCGUUUCUUGUGCAUUUGUCUCUUUUGGAAGUUGUACAAAAGAUUUGGCAGAGGGAUGGAAAUACCGAAGCCGGCUUUGGUAUGGUGUUGGUCUUCCUCCAAAAGCUGCUGUAUUUGGUGGUGGUGGCAGUGGCUGGGAGUCUUGGAACUCUGUUUUAGAAAAGGACGAAAAUGGAUGCUGGAUUGAGCUUCCUUUGAUAAAAAAAUCUGUUACUAUGCUGCAAGCAUUAUUGUUAGAUGAAUCUGGACUUGGUGGUGGUCUAGGUAUUGGUGGAGGAUCUGGUACAGGAAUGGGUGGUAUGGCAGCUCUUUACCAACUAUUAGAUAGUGAUCAGCCAUUCUUAUGCAUGCUCCGUAUGGUGCUUGUUUCAAUGAGAGAAGAAGACAAUGGCGAUGAAAACAUGCUUAUGAGAAAUUCAACUUUCGAGGAUGCAUCAUUAGAUGGAUCACAUAGAAAUACAGGCAAUACAGUGGUGGAUAAUAUUAAUAGAGUGUCUACUAGAAAACCUAGAUCUGCAUUAUUGUGGAGUGUCCUUUCACCUGUUCUAAACAUGCCUAUCUCCGAGUCCAAACGACAGAGGGUAUUAGUUGCGUCCUGUGUCCUCUAUGCUGAGAUGUGGCAUGCUGUCGGAAAGGAUAGAAAUCCUCUCCGUAAACAAUAUCUAGAGGCUAUUGUGCCUCCGUUUGUCGCCAUUCUACGAAGAUGGAGGCCACUAUUAGCUGGAAUUCAUGAACUUGCGAGUGCUGAUGGUCUUAACCCUCUGGUUGUUGAUGAUCGUGCUCUGGCUGCAGAUUCUCUUCCUAUAGAGGGAGCUCUUGCUAUGGUAUCUCCUGCCUGGGCUGCUGCUUUUGCAUCUCCGCCUGCUGCUAUGGCGUUGGCUAUGAUUGCUGCUGGUGCUUCUGGGGGUGAUGCUCCAACACGUGCAUCAACAACUCAGCUUAAGCGUGAUGCCUCAUUGCUUGAGCGUAAGGCAGUGAAGCUUCAGACGUUUUCGAGUUUUCAAAGGCCAUCAAAUAUUCCGAACAGGUCUUCUGCUUUUCCAAAAGACAAGGCAGCUGCAAAAGCUGCUGCCUUAGCUGCAGCCCGUGAUCUGGAACGAGAUGCUAAAAUUGGUUCAGGGAGAGGCCUUAGUGCUGUAGCAAUGGCUACAUCUGGUCAACGAAGAAAUGCAAGUGACAUGGAGCGUGUUAGGAGAUGGACUCAUUCAGAGGCCAUGGGAACUGCUUGGAUGGAAUGCUUGCAGCCAGUUGAUACCAAAUCAGUCUAUAGCAAAGACUUCACCGCUUUUUCCUACAAAUUUAUUGCUGUCCUUGUUGCAAGUCUUGCUUUGGCUCGGAACAUCCAGCGAUCAGAGAUUGAUAGGCGAUCUCAAGUAGAAAUGUUAGCACGCCACCGUCAAGCCAUUGGUAGUCGUGCAUGGAGGAAAUUAAUUCAUUAUUUGAUAGAGUUGAAAUGUCUUUUUGGACCAUUUAGCAACCAACUAUGCAAUCCUGAGCGUGUUUUCUGGAAGGUAGACCUCAUGGAAAGUUCUUCAAGGAUGAGAAGGUGCCUACGGAGGAAUUACAGAGGCUCAGCUCAUCUUGGCGCUGCAGCUGAUUAUGAAAAUGAUAAUGCUACUAAGGAGGAGCACCAGCGUGUGAUUAAUGCAUCAAAUGCAUCUGUCCUAGCAGCUGAAGCAAUUUCUGCAGAUGCAUUAAAUGAAGAUGAGCUUGCUAAUGUCAAUAAUAGGGUUAGUAUUGAUUUCGAUGGGGAGCACCAUGAGAAUCACUCUAGGAAUUCCAGUGGAGCUGAAUCAUGUACUCAAGUGUUGUCGGAUUCUACUGAAGCACCAACUACUAGCGGCCAAGGUAUGGCCCAGGAUUCAUCUGUUGUUGCUCCUGGGUAUGUUCCUAGUGAGCUUGAUGAGAGAAUCAUGCUUGAACUUCCUUGCUCAAUGGUGAGGCCACUGAAGGUUGUUCGUGGAACCUUUCAAAUAACAACAAAAAAAAUUAAUUUUAUUGCUGAGAACAUUGAGGCGAAUUCAUCAGGCAGUGAACUAGAUCAAAAUUCAGAAAAUAGGGACCAGGAAAAAAAUCAUAGCUGGUUAAUAUCUUCACUUCAUCAAAUAUAUAGUAGAAGAUAUCUAUUGAGAAGGAGUGCACUAGAGCUCUUCAUGCUUGACCGUUUUAAUUACUUUUUCGAUUUUGCGACUAGUGAAGGUAGAAGAAAUGCUUACCGGGCUAUUGUUAAUGCACGUCCUCCUCAUUUGAACAAUAUAUAUCUUGCGACUCAGAGACCUGAUCAGCUUUUAAAAAGAACUCAGCUGAUGGAGCGUUGGGCUAGAUGGGAGAUUAGCAACUUUGAAUACCUAAUGCAGCUCAACACACUGGCUGGGCGUAGUUAUAAUGAUAUCACCCAGUAUCCAGUAUUCCCUUGGAUUUUGUCUGAUUAUACCUCGCAGAAGUUGGAUCUUUCUAAUCCUUCUUCUUAUCGAGACCUUUCAAAGCCUGUUGGUGCACUAAAUCCUGAACGCUUGAAAAAAUUCCAGGAGCGAUAUUCCAGCUUUGAUGAUCCUGUUAUCCCGAAGUUCCAUUAUGGUUCACAUUAUUCAAGUGCUGGAACGGUGCUCUAUUACCUUGUUCGAAUCGAGCCUUUCACCACGCUCUCUAUUCAAUUGCAAGGAGAAAAGUUUGACCAUGCCGACAGGAUGUUUGCUGAUAUUGCUGCAACUUGGGAUGGAGUUCUCGAAGAGAUGAGUGAUGUGAAGGAAUUGGUUCCAGAGCUCUUUUACCUCCCUGAAACGUUGACCAAUGAAAACUCUAUUGAUUUUGGUACCACACAGCUUGGUCAAAAGCUUGAUUCUGUCAAGCUACCUCCGUGGGCAGAAAAUCCUGUUGAGUUCAUCCAUAAGAAUAGAAUGGCACUUGAGAGUGAGUAUGUUUCUGCUCAUUUACAUGAGUGGAUUGACCUGAUAUUUGGGUAUAAACAACGGGGAAGAGAGGCCAUAGCAGCAAAUAAUGUUUUCUUUUACAUUACAUAUGAAGGAACAGUUGAUAUUGAAAAAAUAGCUGACCCUGUACAACAACGUGCCACUCAGGAUCAGAUUGCGUAUUUUGGGCAAACCCCAUCUCAGCUUUUGACAACUCCUCACAUAAAAAGAAUGCCAUUAACGGAGGUGCUUCAACUGCAGACAAUUUUUAGGAACCCAAAAGAGUUAAAACCGUAUGCUGUUCCGAUGCCUGAACGCUGCAAUCUACCUGCCUCUGCAAUGCAUGCAUCCUCGGAUUCUGUUAUUAUUGUUGAUAUAAAUGCUCCAGCUGCAUGUGUGGCACAACACAAGUGGCAGCCAAAUACACCUGAUGGCCAGGGUGCCCCUUUUCUUUUCCAUCAUGGGAAAGCCACUACCAAUUCUUCUGCUGGUGGAUUGAUGCGAAUGUUCAAAGCACCAGUUGGGGCUGUUUCUGAAGAUGGUCACUUUCCUCAAGCAUUGGCAUUCCCCACUUCAGGAAUUAGAAGCACAGCUAUAGUCGUUAUAACUAGUGAUAAAGAAAUUAUAACAGGUGGGCAUGUUGAUAACAGUAUCAGAAUUAUAUCUUCUGAUGGAGCAAAGACCGUUGAGACAGCAAUAGGACACUGUGCUCCUGUGACAUGCUUGGGUCUCUCAUCAGAUAGCAAUUACCUUGUGACUGGGUCUCGAGAUACCACUGUAUUGUUGUGGAGGAUACACCGUACAGUUGCAUCUCUUUCUACUAAUAUUUCUGAAUCUCCAAAUGCAUCCGGUAGUACUUCAAAUAGCACUAAUACUUCAGCAAGUACCUUAGACAAAAGCAGAAAACGACGAAUUGAAGGACCCAUACAUGUCUUACGUGGUCAUUAUGCUGAAGUUCUGUCUUGUUGUGUCAGCUCAGACCUUGGAGUAGUUGUUUCCUGCUCUCAAUCGCCAGAUAUUUUAUUGCAUUCUAUCAGAAGGGGUCGCUUGCUCAGAAGGCUAGCUGGUGUGCAGGCUGACUCUGUCUGCCUUUCAUCUGAUGGCAUUAUAAUGGUUUGGAAUCAAUCACUUCAUAUGCUCAGCACCUAUACUCUCAAUGGCAUUGCUGUAGCCAGGGUGCAGCUUCCCUUAUUGGGAACCGUUAGUUGCAUGGAAAUUUCUUUUGAUGGUCAGACUGCCUUGGUUGGGGUGAAUUCCUGUCAUAAGAAGGAAGGAUCUCUUGAAAGUAGCAGAUCUUGGAAGUCAAACCAACUGGAAGCUGUAGCAGCUUUUUCCACCAGAUUGGAUGUGAAGCAAGACGAGCAUAUAUUAGAUAUAGCUUCACCUUCAAUAUGCUUUCUUGAUCUAUAUACUCUUAAGGAGCUACAUACAUUGAAUCUUCAAGCUGGACAGGAUAUUACAGCCAUUGCUUUGAACAAAGACAACACUAAUCUUUUGGUUUCUACAAUGGAUAGGCAAUUGAUAAUUUUUACAGACCCAGCUUUAAGCUUAAAAGUGGUGGAUCAGAUGCUCAAGCUUGGUUGGGAAGGCGAUGGACUUAGCCCUCUCAUUAAAUGAUUUCACCAUUUUUUAUUUGGUUCUAUUUCUUUGGAACUCUUCGAAGAGGUAAAGUGGAGCUAUGUCUGUAUUCUGGUUGCCACAUUUUUUUAUACGUUGCAUCUAUAUUGGUGUGAUUGUAGUAUAUGUAGCCUACUUCAUGUAUUAACACGAUUUGAAAAAAUUAGGAUCGGUAGGUAAAUUUUUUAUUUUUUUUUGACUUGAUCGAGUUGUAAAAAAUUCGGUAUCCUUUUAGAUUAGGCUUUGUAAAUCCUCAAUUCAAUUUUGGUUUUUUUUUUUAAUGUAUAUGAGGCUAUAGAUAUCACAUCUUUUGUAUGAUAGAUUGCGAUUUGGUUGUAACUCUUCAGUCAUUGCUUCAAAUUACAUAAGCGUUGAAGCGGAGUUAUUUUGCAGACACAUAACUGAAAUUGUUGUCGCGACUUGCGCAUUUGACGGUACUCAUGCCUUCUUCUCAGUUUGCCUCUAAUAUCAUUGCUGAGAAUAAGGUUGUGAGCCUUUUUAGAGCAGGAUUUUUGCCAAAAGUAAUGCAAAAAUUAACCUAAAUUCAAACUUUGGCCCCACAUAUUUAUAUAUUCUCACUAUAUAGUCCACAUAAUACCAAAUAAUGGACUACCCAUGUCAAAAAACAUUUAUUUUGUGAGUGGUUAUAAUCAGAUAAUUGUUGCCGGUGCGAGCGACUCAAAAGCAGCUCAAUAAAAGAAACCGCCUACAUUGUGAGCGUUCUAUACCAAAGAUGGUCAUGGGUCGAAUUUGGGUCAGAUCAAAUCAAAUUUGAAUUCAAACUCAUUAAUUUUUUGUGGACUCAUACUCGGAUCCAGACACUUAGGGUAUGAAAAUGUUGCAUUCUGACAUAAACUUGGGUCUUAAAUAAGUCUUUAUU
Molecule: messenger RNA, 10260 nt
Organism: Amaranthus tricolor (Joseph's coat)
Lineage: Eukaryota; Viridiplantae; Streptophyta; Magnoliopsida; Caryophyllales; Amaranthaceae
Product: BEACH domain-containing protein C2
Exons: 32
Coding region: 456-9380 (2974 amino acids)
Molecular function (GO): protein binding
Source: RefSeq, a predicted model, not a curated record